Molecule: messenger RNA, 4336 nt
Organism: Coregonus sp. 'balchen'
Lineage: Eukaryota; Metazoa; Chordata; Actinopteri; Salmoniformes; Salmonidae
Source: the annotation of a GenBank genome assembly
AUGCAUAGUAUUCGAGACUCCACCAACAUUCCAUUCUCUUCAUUUUCAACAUUGCCAAUGUAUUUAUUGAUGACUACUCUGCUGGUGAUGGGCCUGGAGGCUGCGGCCACGGCAGGGACCACGCCGGGCUGCGCGUCUUGCGGCAUGCCGCUAAUGGAGAAGGAUUCGGAGCAGAGGCUCCUGGUUGAAAUCGCCAAGCAGCAGAUCUUGAACAAGCUGCACCUGAAAGAGAGACCAAACAUCACAUCGACGGUGCCCCGCGCGGCACUUCUCACCGCGCUCCGCAAACUGCACAAGGGACGUGUCAGACCGGACGGCACCAUUGAACUUGAAAACAAGAUCAAGGAAACCAAAGAUCCGGGAUAUGAAAUAGUGAGCUUCGCAGAAAUGGGUAAGUGUACUUAAAAAAUAUAUAUUAUAUCGUAGUGUAUACUAGUGGAACCGUAUGUGCACUUUAUUAUCCUUUGUUGGUUAUGAACUCCAAUGUACUGGUAUCGAAUGCGCUUUUGGAACAAUGUAAAUAAACCAUGUACAUUGAAAUACAGAGCUCACACAUUUAUUUACAUUGAAACCCUGACUUAAGAUACCUCUUUAACCUAAAGGUACCUCAAGCUUCCGUGCGCUAUGUGACCUCAAACCUUGAUUUACGCAGAAGUUGGUAACGCUCGAGACUAAAAUCAGGUGCUUAUCACACCUCUUUUCUCUUGCGUAUUUCAAUAUAAAAUAUUAAUGAAUCCAUUUUGAUGGUUUGAAAUAACUUUGAAAUAACUCAUACAACUAAACAUAAUAAACAUCAGUUUAUACGUUUUAGUUAAAUAUAUCUAAUGUAGUUCUUGACUUGCAUAAUUGUCGAAUGUAGUGCUUGAGAUGUAUUGGCAUCACUUAUAGAAUGGACCUGAAAGGCUGUUUACACUUUGAAAGAUGACAAAUCGGUCUUGGGUGGCAGGUAGCUUAGUGGUUAAGAGCGUUGGUCGCUGGUUCUAAUCCCCGAGCCGACUAGGUGAAAAAUCUGUCGAUGUGCCCUUGAGCAAGGCACUUAACCCUAAUUGCUCCUGUAAGUCGCUCUGGAUAAGAGCGUCUGCUAAAUGACAAACAUUUUUUUAAAAUAUAUUUUUAAAAAUAUUACCUCUCUCUGCUCUGUCUUUUCUCUCUGUGAUCUAGAUGAGAUGAACACCACUACUGGCACCCCGUCAGGCCUCACCUUCCAGUUCCUGCAGGAGAGAGACCACAGCAUCCAGGUGCUUCAGUCUGCCCUGUGGCUGUAUGUCCACUCCUCCGACACCCCUAACCGGGGCCCCCGCCCCACUGCCACAGCCCACAUCUACCUGUCUGGCUCUGGGGAGGGCAGCUCCAACCGCACCCUCCUCUUGGAGAAGAUCUUGGAUGCGCAGCAGAGCAACUGGCAUACCUUCCCCAUCACCCACACCCUGCAGGCCUUCAUGGACGGGGGCAAGCGGCGGCUACAGCUUGAGGUCACCUGCAAGGAGGCCGGGUCUGAGCCGGGCCAGGGCCAGAACCUGUGUGAGCUGGGUAAGUCCAUGGACAUGGCCCAUCAGCCAUUCGUGGUGGCCCAGGUGCGGCUUCGUGACGACUCCAAGCACAUCCUCCAGAGGAGAUCCCUGCGCUGCGGGGACAACGUCAGCGUCUGCUGCAAGAAGGACUUCUAUGUCAAGUUCAAGGAUAUCCAGUGGCAGGACUGGAUCAUAGCGCCUGAAGGGUACCAUAUGAACUACUGUAUGGGCCAGUGUCCCCAGGCCCUGGCCGGGUCUCCGGGCAUCGCGUCUUCUUUCCACGCCACAGUGUUCAGCCAGCUCAAAGCCAACGGCAUCAAUUCAGCGGUGUCUUCUUGCUGUGUGCCCAUCCAGCGCAGGCCUCUGUCUAUGGUCUACUUCAACUCACAGCACAGCAUCGUCAAGACCGACGUCCCUGAUAUGAUCGUAGAGUCCUGCGGCUGCACGUAAACACAUAGAAGAGAAAGACCAGACAUUCAGUUUAUGAUGCUUUUAGUCUGAGAAGACUAGAUUUAAUUUGUUACACCGGCGCACACACACACACACACACACACACACACACACACACACACACACACACACACACACACACACACACACACACACACACACACAGAGAAUAAUUUUAGAUAUUCUCUCUCUAUCAAUUCGAUAGAGGGUUUUUGCACAGAAAGUGAGAAUGUUUGAGAAUGAGACUUCAAUGUCUUGUAACUAGCAGACCUGGUUCAAAUACUAUAUAGGGUAUUUCAAUUACUUUCAAAUACAUUUUGAAGUAAGUAUUUCAAUAUAUAUAUUUUUUUGAAAGACAAGUAGUUGAAUAUUGUAAUGUAUUUGGAAAUACACUUGGAAAGUAUUUGGAAAUACACUUGGAAAGUAUUUGAAAAUACUUACAUACACUGACUCAAAAACACUCCCAGGCAUUUGAAAAUAGUAUUUGAAAUAAGUAUUUGAUAAUACUUUCAAAUACUUCCAAUAGAAUUCUCAAUUUGAAAAUACUGAGAUACACAGAAAAUAAGUAUCUAAAUAUCAAAUAAUCAAUUACACAUGUAUUUGAACCCAGGUCUGGUAACUAGUCCUGCUAAACAUGCCAACAGUGAAUAGUACUGAAUGCUCUUAGCGUUCGGGUCAGUCAUGUGGUCACACACAAAUGACACCUGACGGAAAGAGGAAAGAGAUUAAUAUAUAAACCUUCCUUCAUUUUUUAAAUGUAAAUCUAUGAGCUGUGUUAUUACUUUAUCUUUUUAUACUUUAUGUCUUGUGUAUACUGGUGAAUGUGAGCUAAAACGCAGUAAGAUUUAUUGCAGACAGUCAGCGCCUGGACUUCAGAGAAAUGUACUAGAACAGACCUAAACUUUACAAAAGCUCUUUAGCUUAGUUUCUUAAACGUUGUGUUGCAUUGACAAUAUCCACACACACAUCCCACGUAUGUAUCCGACUGAAAAUAUCCAUUGUAAUGCAGUGCCAUUGUAAUUUUCUUUCUUUAAUUGUGAAGUUGUUUGACUCCUGCUAGUCCAUUACAAGUACGGUUACAAUACAGGCAUUUGGACUUCAAGCGUGCUUUGUAAUGCGAAGGCAAAUUGGGUGUUCUGAUACUGUAGACUAAUUCUGAAUUCAAAACUUUCUUGAAAUCCACAGAGCUACAUGCUACACUCUUAGAAAAUAGGGUUCCAAAAGGGUUCUUUGGCUGUCCCGACAAGUAGAACCAUUUUAGGUUCCAGGUAGAACCCUCUGUGUAAAGUGUUCUACAUAGAACCAAAAGGGUUAUAUCUGGAACCAAAAAGGGUUCUCCAAAGGGUUAUCCUAUGGGGACAGCCAAAGAACCCUUUUAGGUUCUAGAUAGCACCUUUUUUUCCAGGAGUGUAGAGACUCAUGGAAUCGUACUCGUGCAAUUCUGAUUAUGCAUGUAUGCAACACAAAUAAUCUGAAUAGAUGUCACCCCUGUGAAACCCCCCAGACAGGAGACAUAUCUGAUAUGGAGAGGUUAAAAAUGGUUUGAUCAGAUAAUCAGUUAGGCAACAGCCUGGCUUUGACGGCAUGAACUCAAGGUUAUUACUCAGUUGUGUGAGCAAACAUUUAGCUAUUGCCACAGUGUCAGGCAACCAGAAAGUCCAUCAUAAACACAGGUCAACGAGCAUGUGCUCCAAAGCACGAUGAAGUCUACAUUUUCCAAAGCCAAAAGUUUUUAGGGCUGAUGCAAAUUAUAUGCAUCCAUUCAAGCAAAGAAAAUCUCUGUCUAUAUGUUUGUUUUCUGUUUUCUUUUUAGAAUGUUUACACUAACUGGGUAUAGUGUAUGUGUAUGAUACAUUUGAAGCUAAAGCCUCUUUGCUGCUUUCUUAAUGGUUUGCAUCUUCUGCAUGGCUGGCAGUAGCAGGGUAUACUGUAUCUGGAGACUGUCCUACCCUACCCUGGCACCAUGCAGGAACUAUACUGCUCUAUGCCGCAAAAGGCCCCAUAUUGUAUUGCAGUUUGAUAUGCUAGCAUGGCCUUCAGGUUCCUAUAGAAAGCACUUCCUGGUUACCUGGCUCCUAGAACAUUAGAAUAUUACAACAAUAGAACAUUCUAUUGUUCUUCUGCAAGCACUUCCUGUCCUCCUGUCCUAGAGCUUCACGUGUGUCAUCCUGUGGUGCCAUCCUUCCACAGGGAACACUACUGCAGUUUAGAAUGUACCGUGAUGUUAACUAAUACCAUUGAUUUUGAACUGUUUUCCAAACAGAAAGCCUCACAUAACUUUCAUGAUCGGCCAUGAUUUCUGCAUGAGCACUUUAUCGGCUUACUGUAUAUUUAUGAGAUUCUGCAACAGGUUGUCCUCUAAUGACAUUUCCUAG